AUGGCUAAUGUUCGUGACAGUGAUACAUCGUUGUGGUUGCACAAUAAACUUGGUACAUCGAACGAUUCAUGGACUGGUGGUUCAAUAUGUUCACAAUUGAAUGCAGAAGUGUUAAGAAAUAUUAAAGACUGUUUUCCAGAUUUACAAACACAAGUGAAAUUAAAAUUAUUGUUAAGUUUCUUUCACAUCCCGCGCAGAAAUGUUGAAGAGUGGCGAAUUGAAUUAGAAGAAAUAAUUGAAGUAGCUGGUUUAGAUUCAGAAUUAUGGGUUUCGAUGUUAGCUGAAGCAAUGAAAACAUUUCCAGCGACGGGAUCACUAAAUACUGAAAUAACGGAUGCUGAUGAAACAAGGCCUAUAUUUUCAGAUCUUGUAAAUGAAUUAAGAAAAUUAGUGAAACGGCAACCAGAAACUGGAAUGUUACCUUUAGAAUGUCAUUAUUUAAAUAAAUCAGCGGUGAUUUCUGUGGUUGGCGAACAACCAGCGCCUGUGAAACAUUUUGAUAUUAAAAAGAAACCGAAAUCAGUAUAUCUUAGGGCAGAAUUACUGCAAAAGGCAAGUGAUGCAGCAUCAAAUGUUAAAAAGUCAUCGGCUCCUGUAAUUCCUGUACGGUCUAGAGGCAUGCCACGUAAAAUGACUGAUACUACACCCUUAAAGGGAAUACCGAGUCGAAUGCCAAUGUCUGGUUUUCGAUCGCCUGCAUUAUCAAGUCCUGCAAUACCUGGUCGGCCACCAUUAUCUCGUACACCUGCAGGUCGUAAAGAUGGUGGUAUUAAGUUGUUGGACAUCACAGAACAACCAUUAGGAUAUGCGGCGGCUAAAAAACGGAAAAAGAUGCAAGAAGUCGAAGAUGCUGCAAAAAAAGCCUCAGAAGUUCAACAAACAAAUGUUGCUACAUCUGGUGCUUCGACCACCACACCUUCAGCUACUCCAGAUUAUGCGGUUGGUCUUACCACAACUCCAUCGUAUGCUCCGAGUACACCUCAACCUACGACAGUUACAACCCCUAUUUCUUCGACAUCAGUCGGAACAUGUACAGCAGCAAGCACUUCCACGGAUACAGCGACUACCACACUGCCGGCACCAUCUUAUGUACCACCUACACCCCAAACACCUAAAACAACAGUUACUGUGGCUACACCAGUCAUGCCGCAGCUUACACCACAACAUACUACAGUUCAGUUUAGUGAGUCUUCCAGUAGUAGUAAUAGUACGACGACCCCCGUUACUGUUACUACCUCAAUUGUUACACCAGCCAACCCACAACCGGCUGGAGCUACACCUGUACGACACGCGCAUGUCACACAAAUUCGAAUACAACCGCCACCUGCCACUAAUCCUCUACAAAGAAAGGGAUUAUCAUUAACGAGGGAACAAAUGUUAGAGGCUCAAGAUAUGUUUAGAACAGCAAAUAAAGUAACACGUCCAGAAAAAGCUUUAAUAUUAGGAUUUAUGGCUGGAUCACGGGAUAAUCCAUGUCCACAUUUAGGUAAUAUAGUAACGAUAAAAUUAUCAGAGAAUCAAGAGAAUGUUUUACAAGUUGAUAACACAUACUUAACAAUGAUGGUCGAAACACAUUUUCAAAUGAAUUACAACACCGGUGAAUGGAAACGUAUUAAAAAAUUCCGAAAAAUGGAACCUAUACAAAAUAAUCUAUCAGCACAAACUGCAACAGCAUUAACUUGAAAACAUUAUCAUCAAACAAAUUUGUUGCUGUUAAAAAUCUGAAUGGAAAAGUUAUGAGAGAAAAUUUUACAUGAUAGUAAAAAAAAACAAAUCGACCAAUUAUUUCUUCAUUUUUGUAAAAAAACGCAGCUCCCAUCGUAAGUUGUGUGAAAAUUCAGAGAUUAUUUA
Molecule: messenger RNA, 1851 nt
Organism: Chrysoperla carnea
Lineage: Eukaryota; Metazoa; Arthropoda; Insecta; Neuroptera; Chrysopidae
Product: negative elongation factor A-like
Exons: 6
Coding region: 1-1683 (560 amino acids)
Biological process (GO): negative regulation of transcription elongation by RNA polymerase II
Cellular component (GO): NELF complex
Source: RefSeq, a predicted model, not a curated record